ACUUUUAGAAGAAUAUAUUUGCAAUAUUCAGUAUUUAGCUCUGUGUAGAACACGAUCAUUUUUUUCUUUCUUGUGCAGCUUAUUCAAAAUGUCACGAUUUCUAUAUUUAACCAUCAUUCAAGUGGCUGUGAUUUUAAUGAUCAAAGCUGAUUUCACGCCAAUACCAUUGCCGAAACCAAGUUCAAAAAUUAUAAUAGUCGAUGUGGCUCUAUUUGAUCCAUUUUGGACGGAGGCAGGGCGGCAAAUUAAAUCAAACGAAUGGUUUCAAAGAUGUUUUGGCCCGGUCGAUGGCAUCAAUCUGAAUCAAGAUGAAAAACCAAAAAAGUCUAUGUUUAAGACGUUUAAACGAAUGGUUUCAUUCUUGAAAGGAAAAAGUACUUACAAAUAUGAACUGCUUGAAGUGUCAACCGAUGUGAACCUUCAACUAUCCAGUUUUAUGGAGACAUAUAACAAAGAAGAUCGCUCAACAACAUUCACUGAUUUUGAAUAUGAAAGGCUAAAAUAUAUGUUUCAAGUAUCUGCAUCGGAAUUAAAGGAUUUACGUGAAAAAUUAGAUAAAGAGAAUCAAGAAAACGACGAUAUAAAAAAGUUUAUGAGAGAAGUGUACUAUCAUUGCGAAGACAUACGGAUGAAUUUGAUGGCCAUCAAGUCUGUUUUACUACAACAAAACUUUCGUUUAAUCACCAUGAGGCGUUUGAGUGGCAAAAAUAGAUCCAAUAAACCACCGAAACCAACACCUAAAGCACUCAAUUCAUUUAAAAUGAAAAAGCCACAAUGAAGCAAAUUGGAUGUGCAUCGAACACAAAAGCAUUGUCGCCCACUGCAUAAACACAAUGAAUAAAUUAUCUUUUUUCUCCAAAUAAA
This is a messenger RNA of Contarinia nasturtii (swede midge), 864 nucleotides long. RefSeq lists its product as uncharacterized. Lineage: Eukaryota; Metazoa; Arthropoda; Insecta; Diptera; Cecidomyiidae. Bases 89 to 778 code for a protein of 229 amino acids. The transcript is spliced from 6 exons. The record is from RefSeq and is a predicted model, not a curated record.